Molecule: messenger RNA, 375 nt
Organism: Dichotomopilus funicola
Lineage: Eukaryota; Fungi; Ascomycota; Sordariomycetes; Sordariales; Chaetomiaceae
Product: ammonium transporter AmtB-like domain-containing protein
Exons: 2
Biological process (GO): ammonium transmembrane transport
Cellular component (GO): plasma membrane
Molecular function (GO): ammonium channel activity
Source: RefSeq, a predicted model, not a curated record
AUGUCCUCCGGCGACAGCACCGGCCAUGUUGGCACUGAUCCAGCCGUCGAUGACCUCAAUGUGCCGUUCAACGCAGGCGACCAAGCCUUCAUCAUUGUGGCUUCGGCCAUGGUGUUACUCAUGAUCCCCGGAAUCGCCUUCCUCUACUCGGGCCUCGCUCGCCGAAAGUCAGCUCUCUCGCUCAUUUGGGUUGUUAUGAUGUCCUUCAGCGUCAUUGUUUUCCAAUGGUACUUCUGGGGGUACUCGCUCGCUCUCAGCAACACCGCAACAAACGGUUUCAUCGGGAACUUGGACAAGUUCGGGCUAAGGAAUACUCUGGGCGAGCCCAGUCCUGGGUCUCCUCUUAUCCCUGAGUUGCUUUACUCCUUCUACCAG